GACAAGGGGACUCUUCGCUUUUGAGCCUAUUGAGGCCUGACCAAGUCGAAGAAGGCAAAAAUGGCAGAGACGGAGCAUUCUACUACGGUUCUGUUGGCUGAAGCAUACCAGCAUCCGCGACUUAACGUCGCGGGUCAACUUCUGCGAUGACUCGUACAAGAAGCACCGCGGAGGCUUCAUCAUCCCAUAUCUUGGUUCAAUGCAAAGACCUGUCGACCAGUCGAGAGCGGCCAGAUUUUCACGAUCAGUUGCGAUCACGUACAAUACCACAAUGGCCCUUCAAAUCGGAAACCACAACACUGUCAUCAGCAACAUCAAUGUCCGCCAUAAUCACAACGGAGUUACCUGGCUUUACUUGACGACUGGCAGUUCUACUAGCCGUAAUUUUCUCUUUGCCCUUGCAAUCAACGCAGAGGAGGAACAAGGCAUUUGCCUCCCUUCGCAAGAUAUCUCUGUACGCAUGGACGCUGGUGUUAUAGUUCAGGGUUUUGUCGCAAAGGUGAUUUGCUGCGAGAGUUACUUUUGUGUAAUUCUUGUGCAAUCGCGCGGUCGUCCUUCCAAUCAACCAUGCGCCAAUAAGUGCGCUCAGCCAGGCUCCUGCCGUUUUACUGAGUGUCGCCGCUUGCCAAACUGCCAGGCUGGCGCCUGUGCCGAAUGUAUCUGGUAAUCACACGGGGCUUGAUGUACCAACAAAGGUCCGGGUGGCUCCUCUGAUGAGGAUGGUGACGAUUCUGACAAUGGCCCUUCCAACUACAAGAAGCCAUCUGUUUCUAAGGGUCACAACCCUCGUACGCCUGGCAAGAAUCUUCGACAUACCUCACCAACCAAUGCCCAAGGCCCCAUACUCGGAGCUUCCUAUUUG
This is a messenger RNA of Colletotrichum navitas, 862 nucleotides long. RefSeq lists its product as uncharacterized. The record is from RefSeq and is a predicted model, not a curated record. The coding region runs from base 200 to 667 and encodes 155 amino acids. NCBI's taxonomy places the organism in Eukaryota, Fungi, Ascomycota, Sordariomycetes, Glomerellales, Glomerellaceae. The transcript is spliced from 2 exons.